Molecule: messenger RNA, 2076 nt
Organism: Myripristis murdjan (pinecone soldierfish)
Lineage: Eukaryota; Metazoa; Chordata; Actinopteri; Holocentriformes; Holocentridae
Product: chromosome alignment-maintaining phosphoprotein 1-like
Exons: 3
Coding region: 292-1503 (403 amino acids)
Biological process (GO): protein localization to kinetochore; attachment of mitotic spindle microtubules to kinetochore; protein localization to microtubule
Cellular component (GO): nucleoplasm; spindle
Source: RefSeq, a predicted model, not a curated record
UGAUUGGCUGUGCUGCAGGUAAACACGGAAGUGUGAGAGCAGAGCGUGUGGGGCUGCAGACCGAACAAACGGAGCAAACCGGAGGAGUCAGCCGUAAAUUUAAACUUUAGUUUGGUCUCGGUCUGGUGUGCCGGUGCUGCGGGAGGCACACCUGGCCGGCGGAGGAGGCAGUUGGACACACACACUCCUCUGUGGUCCGCUCAGCCUGCCCCUGCGUCCCCCUCUGGGCCGCGAGCCCCCAGUUGAGACCCUCUGCCGUGUUCGUCUCUGUGCGGCGUUCAGCGAGCCGCCAUGUCCGCCGCCCUCCUGUCCCGCGGUGACGGCGGCGCCGUGGCGACGCUCCACCUGCAGUGCCCGCUCUGCGGCCACUUCUCCAAGAGCCACGCCCACCUGCUGGCGCACACGGCGGCCGCUCACCCCGCCCAGCUGGACCACAUGGCGUUCGGUCGCCUCGGCAACGUGCUGCUGUACCAGAGCACCGCCCGCCUGUUCCACUGCAACGACUGCUUCUACACCACCAAGGAGUUCACCAAGCUCUACAACCACGUCAUCUCCAAACACUGCACCGACGGCGAGAAGGAGGCCGAGGGCGGGGCCGGGCCGGAGGCCGAGGGCGGGGCCGGGCCGGAGGCCGAGGGCGGGCCAGGGCCGGACGGCGAGGCCGAGGGCGGGGACGGCGGGAGCGAGGGCGCAGAGAAGGCGGAGGACAAAACAGGAGAGGAGGGGGAGGAGGAGAGGGAGCAGGGAGACAAGGAGGCGGAGGGCAAGAAGGAGAGCGCCGCCAAGAGGAAGAGGAGCAGUGAGGGCGAGGAGGAAGAGGAGGAGGAGGGCGAGGCCAACGAGGAGGACGGCGCCGACCAGCGGCCGGACCCCGGCAAGGCGGACGGCGAGGGCGAGGACGGCGUGCUGCUGUUCGACGGCGGCGGCUACCGCUGCCUGAUCUGCGGCUGGAGGAACAAGCUGAAGGCGCUGGGCAUCAACCACGUGGUGCGCCGCCACGACAUCCCCAAGGCCUACGCCGCCCACGCCGUCAAACGAGACGCCGCCUCCGCCGCCGCCGCCGCCACCGCCACGCCCAAACCCGCCCACAGCACCGCCGAGGAGGAGGAGGCCAGCAGCAGCGAGCUGCUGAAGGAGGAGAUGGAGGCGACGGCCAAAGUCGUUCGAUUCAUCGCAAACCGCUUCGUCUGCCUGAUCUGCGGCUGGAAGACCAAACUGAAGGGCUUCGCCAUCAGCCACGUGGUGCGCAGCCACGACGUGGAGCGUCCGUACGGCUGUAAGGAGUGUGGGCGGAGCUUCUUCCUGCCCAGCCACCUGCAGCAGCACGUGCGGGCGCUGCACCGGCCCGGGCGCUACGCCUGCCCCUUCUGCUGCUUCAGGUCCCACUUCCUGGGCGGCUUCCGGCGCCACUGCAGCCGCUGCAACGCCCGCAGCCAGGAGGAGGGCGGCGAGGGCGAGGGCGAGGAGGGGCCCGACGAGGACGCCGCCGACGCCAAGGAGUAGAAACAAUGAAACCGGUCAUUCGUUGGCUGCUGUUAAAGGGACAGUCCACCGUUUUGGACAAAUUCUCCUUUCCCUCCUCCACAGAGUCCAGAUGUUGGACACCGUUUCCACCUCUGGACGUCCACUGGCUCACUUCCUCUUGGUAGCAUUUCCUGUUAGCUUAGCAUUAAGACUUGAAGUCUAUGGGAGUGGUUAGCCUGGUUCCAUCAAAGUGGUCAAGACGACCACAUGUGGUGUUAACCCUUUGAAACCCGGAUGGAUGUCAGAUUCCCUGUUGACCUGCUUGUGACAGGCGCCUGAACGCAGCAUGUGACCCAGUUUGCCUUUUUGUUUUUGUUUUGUUUUGUUUUUUGUUUUUUGAAAACAUGGGAAAAUAGACAAUGGGCAGCUUAAUAAGCAAUGACCCCAAAAAUUUGAGAGAAAUAACAAAAAAAAGUUAUAAGAAAAUGACUCGGAAAUUAGCUAAAGAAAGGAAAGAAACAAGAAUACAAAGGAAAAACAAAUCUGAAAUUACGUUUAAAAAAAAAAGCCCUGAAAAUUAAAAUAAAAUGAAGAAGAAAAUUACCUUAAAAU